AUGGACACUGAAGUCGCUCCCGCCCCGCUACCUACGCCUUCCUUUCCGGCUGCUCAGCUCACUCCUUCCAAGAAACGCAAUCGCGAAGGAGAUAUUAUCCAUCACCCUUCCCUCACUUCUCCAGGGGAUCAACAGAGUAGUCCCCUGACUGCUGAACACUCUUGCUGUGGAACCCCAGACUUCAGCGAACGAAGUACUCCAUUGACCGAACUCGGUGCCACACCUGUCCUUAGUCCAACAAAGCAGUCCACCAUGGCACCUGCUGACGGCAAGAAGCGGAAGCUCGCCUUCGCCGAAAAGGAGGCCGACAAGGCAAUCAAGAAGGCUGAAAAGGAGGAGAAGAAGAGACUGAAGGCCGAAGUUAAGGCUAGAAAGGACGAAGAGAAGAAACGCAAGGAAGAGGAAAAAGAGGCUGCUCGCAAGGUCAGAGAAGAGAAGAAGAGACAGAAAGAUGCAGAGAAGCAGGAGAAGGAAGCCGAAAAGCAACGGAAGGAAGCUGAAGCGUUGAAGAAAGAGAGAUCACAAAUGAGAAUCGGUGCAUUCUUUGGUCGCCCAACGGCUGCUUCAACUUCGCCAGCUAUUGACCUUGGGGUUAUCUCUCGGGGUUCUACGCCUUCUAGAAGAGGAUCGGUCACGUCCAUUGACAUGGGACCACCUCUGGUUGAGACCAAGGUGUCACCAUCCAAACCAACCAAUCCCAGCUACAACGAAUGGAUCCUACCUUUCUUUGUCAACGAGCAUAUGGAAGUCGCACCGUUCAACCGCUUCUACACCAAUAGUGGUGCAUUCAACGAUGAACAACUGCCUCUCAACCAAAAUCUCACGCCCGAGAAGCUCGGAAAUCGAUUUCGGAGACGCCGUCGCAUCCGACCAGUGAGACCCGUGAGAGAAAUCUUGAACGAACUGAAUGGCUCACAGACUGUUGCCAUCGACCUUACAGACCCUGCAAAAAGUUUGGCCGACCUCCCUUACAAGUAUUUGUUUUUCCAUGAAGAUGUUCGACCUGCCUAUCAGGGGACAUAUACGAGAGUUGUCUCACCGCGAAGUGCAAGAAAGCUUGCCAUCAAUUCUGCUCACAGAGGAUUGCCGGACACGAACUAUGACUACGAUAGCGAGGCGGAAUGGCAGGAACCCGAGGAAGGAGACGAGGAAGUUCUGGACGAUGACGAGAAAUCCGAAGAUGAGGACGGCGACGAAGAGAUGGGAGAUUUUCUCGAUGACGAAGGAGAGGUGGCCAAACGUCACUUGAUUGUUGGUGACAUGGAACCCAAGUGCAGUGGGUUGUGCUGGGAAGGCGAGCACAGUCAUCCUCAAGAUGGCUUCGACUUAUCCUUCUACCGUAUGGACGUUUUGCACGACUCAACAACCUUCCCGAUCGAUCCGUACUCGACAACGCACUGGGUGGAUAUUGGGAAGAAGAGUCCAGUCAAACGCGAAGAGAAGCUGCCGCAGACUGUUUCAAUGCAGCCUCCUCGCCCACCACUGAUGGCAGUUGACGGAAACAGUGGCAACCAGAUUUCUCAAUCCAGCCUUCUGAAGUUUGCAUCAAGCGAUGGGCAAUCGGAGAACCCAGUGUGCGUGUCCAAAUUGAAAGCGAACACCGCUUCUGGUAAACCGGUCAAGAACAUCCCGUCAGAGUUGAUACCCGCUUUCAAGGAAGCAGUGUCAGGCAGCACACUAACAAAGACCGGAUUGAUCGAGGUGCUGAAGAAUCAGUUUCCGAAGUGCUCAAAGGAUGCUAUCAAACACACUCUCGAGGCAAUUGCAGAGAGAAGAGGCGUGAAGGAGGCUGAGAAAAAAUGGGUAUUACUCGAUUGA
This is a messenger RNA of Cladophialophora bantiana CBS 173.52, 1818 nucleotides long. RefSeq lists its product as uncharacterized. The coding region runs from base 1 to 1818 and encodes 605 amino acids. Gene Ontology annotation, cellular component: CAF-1 complex; nucleus. NCBI's taxonomy places the organism in Eukaryota, Fungi, Ascomycota, Eurotiomycetes, Chaetothyriales, Herpotrichiellaceae. The record is from RefSeq and is a predicted model, not a curated record. Gene Ontology annotation, biological process: nucleosome assembly. The transcript is spliced from 2 exons.